AUGGACUCCUUACCUACGAACGUAGAGACUGAAGCCUUUGUGGUGAUGAAACCCGGUGAUGACUUCAAGCUCACGCCCGUCAUUCUAGACGAAGUCCGCGACGAUGAGUUACUAAUAGAGAUGAAGUAUUCGGGUAUCUGCCAUACGGACGUCGUACUCCAGCAAGGCCUUCUCCCUAUGGUCGACUUCCCUGCCAUCUUCGGCCACGAGGGCGCCGGCUACAUCAAAGCCAUUGGCAGGGGUGUCAAGGACAAGUCCCUCCAGGUUGGCGAUGCUGUCCUUCUGUCCUUCAAUGUCUGCGGCGAAUUGCGCCUCGAAGACCGCUCAACGCCCGCACGCCUCAAGAAUUCGCCCUUCACCACUGUUCGCAGCCAGUACUUCGGGCACUCCUCUUUUGCCCGCCACUCCGUCGUCAAAGAACGCUCCGUUGUGAAAUGCGCUUACCCAGACCAAAUGGCACUCUAUGCCGCUAUGGGAUGCGGCUUCCAAACUGGUGCGGGUACGGUCCUCAACGUGCUCAAACCUCCUCAAACCGCCUCAAUCGUCAUCUUCGGUCUCGGCGGUCACAUUGUCGGCGUCGACCUCGUCGACUCCAAACUGAAGCUCGCUCGGGACCUCGGCGCAACGGACUUGCUUAAGCCAUCCACUGACACCGACGUCGUGAAGGAGAUCAAGGAACUUUGCAAAGCCACGUCCGGCGCAACCUACUCAAUCGACUGCACGGGCGUCCCUAAAGUCAUCGAGCAGUGCAUCGAGUGCCUCGCACCGUGUGGUACUGCUGUUACGGUCGGCGUGCCGCCCCCAGAUGCGAAGAUCUCCAUCGAUCCUCUGAACUUCACGCAACAAAGCCCGCCGCUGCUGCCUGGAUCUCAGCACUGUCAUACGUGCAUAACAUCUGCAUGCUUCACUGGUGGCGACGAUGUCGCUGACGUAUACUGUCACCACGAUGCUGUGUCACGCAACUUCUGGUUCGCGUCUGGUUGA
Molecule: messenger RNA, 984 nt
Organism: Cyphellophora attinorum
Lineage: Eukaryota; Fungi; Ascomycota; Eurotiomycetes; Chaetothyriales; Cyphellophoraceae
Product: Aryl-alcohol dehydrogenase
Exons: 4
Coding region: 1-984 (327 amino acids)
Biological process (GO): formaldehyde catabolic process
Cellular component (GO): cytosol
Molecular function (GO): S-(hydroxymethyl)glutathione dehydrogenase [NAD(P)+] activity; zinc ion binding
Source: RefSeq, a predicted model, not a curated record